Ilex paraguariensis (yerba mate) is the source of this 600-nucleotide messenger RNA. NCBI's taxonomy places the organism in Eukaryota, Viridiplantae, Streptophyta, Magnoliopsida, Aquifoliales, Aquifoliaceae. The record is from the annotation of a GenBank genome assembly.
AUGGAAAUUAGCUUGUGUUAUGCCCCACUUGAAGUAACAGAAACGCAAGGUUUUGUCACCCCAUUUCGAUUGCCAGGGAAGCAUCUGCAAAAUUGCAGGAACGUACACCAUUGGGGGACACCUCUUGGAUGUUGUGGCCAAAGAUUUUUAACUUUAGCUAAUAAUCUGAGAAGUUACAAAGAGCAGAAAACACCCAAUAAGCAUAAACUAGCCAAAAGAAGCAUUUUUUCUGGCAAGCUAGAACAUAAGCAUGCAUCGGCACCUAAGAAUGGUAAUUUGACAACAUUUCAGACUGAUCUAUGUGAGCGAUUGUAUGCGUUCUACCGGUUUUCUCGUCCACACACUGUGAUUGGUACUGUAAUAGGAAUAACUUCAGUUUCUCUUCUUCCUUUAGAAUCAAUGGCAGAUCUGUCUCUGGCAUUCUUAGUUGGACUUUUGAAGGCAUUGAUCCCGUCAAUAUUGAUGAAUAUUUAUGUGGUGGGACUAAAUCAAUUGUUCGAUGUUGAAAUAGACAAGGUAAACAAACCCAAUCUUCCACUGGCUUCUGGAGAAUUCUCUGUGGGAAUAGGAGUGACAAUUGUUUCAACAUGUCUUUUGAUG